AUGGCUCUUCAGGAGGCUGCCGAGGCUUACCUUGUCGGACUCCUCGAGGACACCAACUUGUGUGCCAUCCACGCUAAGCGAGUCACCAUCAUGCCAAAGGAUAUCCAAUUGGCCAGACGUAUCCGAGGAGAGCGCGCUUAA
Caenorhabditis elegans is the source of this 141-nucleotide messenger RNA. It is a transcript of the gene his-73, whose product is annotated as Histone H2A/H2B/H3 domain-containing protein. The record is from RefSeq and is marked reviewed. The transcript has a single exon. Bases 1 to 141 code for a protein of 46 amino acids. Gene Ontology annotation, cellular component: nucleosome; chromosome. Gene Ontology annotation, molecular function: protein heterodimerization activity; structural constituent of chromatin; DNA binding. Lineage: Eukaryota; Metazoa; Nematoda; Chromadorea; Rhabditida; Rhabditidae.